This is a messenger RNA of Colletotrichum destructivum, 3093 nucleotides long. RefSeq names its product Putative RNA-dependent RNA polymerase, eukaryotic-type. Lineage: Eukaryota; Fungi; Ascomycota; Sordariomycetes; Glomerellales; Glomerellaceae. The transcript has 4 exons. Bases 1 to 3093 code for a protein of 1030 amino acids. Gene Ontology annotation, molecular function: RNA-directed RNA polymerase activity. Gene Ontology annotation, cellular component: nuclear RNA-directed RNA polymerase complex. The record is from RefSeq and is a predicted model, not a curated record. Gene Ontology annotation, biological process: siRNA processing.
AUGGAGGUAUUUCUCUCUAACGUCCCUCCACACCUAACGGACCGCACUCUGGAAAAGGAGCUGAGACCGUACAUGAAUGCUUUGGAUAUUACCGAAUGGUCCUGCUCAUCCAAGAAAGACAAUAAGCUCGGAUGGGUCAUCUUUCUGUACCAGGAGGAUGCCAACAAGUUCUUGAGGCGACAUGGGAAGCAGUCCAUGGCCGGGCCCAAAGCCACACGCAUCUUCAGCUCCAGGGACAGCACCGCACCGGACCCCUUCGCCCUCAAAAGCCUGACCCAUCGUUUGCAGGACAAGUCUAACCCCGAUGACAACGACUCCAUCAAGUUUGCCUUCACCCACUUGGCCUGCGGACACAACUCAUUCGGUGGUGACCAGAAGGCCCUCGUCUUCCACCAGCAGUACCGCUUCAACCAACGUGGCUUGUCCAAGUUCUGCAAAAGGAUGCUGGUCCUCAAGUUCGACAACGGUAGCAAAGUCGAGAUCCCCUACUCAUCCGUUUUCGAGAUGAUCCACAGCUCACAACCUACCACUUUCACUCUCAUCUUGAGCGAACCCCCGCGCUUCUACAGCUCCAAGAUCGAUCUACAAGAGACCAUGACUCGCUUGAGCCUGGGCCCUCGCAAGCCGCAGCAAAAGUCGCUCGUUCGCUGCCUUGGCAUCCCCAAUUCCAGAGAGCAUGUGAAGUAUGCUAGCGCUUGUCUUGUCUACCAGCUCGCUGUCUUUGACCCCGACUUCGACCUCAAGAUGAUCACUCUUGAGAAGAAGGGAUUGCUGGGCAUUACCCACUCUUAUGUCCAACUCAAUCAGACGCCCGCCCACGGCAUGGAAGAUUACCAUAGUUCAUGGGCUCGUUUUUAUGACCUUUUGGUUGCUGCAGGUCAGCGCAACACCAUGCCCUUUGGCAUCCUUGUCCAGCUGCAGUCUCUGGUGUGGAACAACUUUCUUCAUCCACGCAGUGCACAUGUCAUAGCCGUCUCGUUGCAGGCCAUGUUUGCCAACGCAAAAGCUACCAACAAGCCCGAGCCAAUCUCGGAGCAGGCUUUCAAGAGCCUACGCGAGAACACACACAAUGGCAUUCCAUUUCCAUGCCACAACACGGACCCGAAGUUGCUGGAUCCUACCGAGAUCCUGGACCAUCUCUUCGUCAUUGAAAAGCGACUCCGCUCCGAAAAGGACUACAGGAGCGCCUUGCUCGAACCAGACAUGGGCAACCACCACGCGUUGGUUUUCAAGGCCAUGGUGACGCCGACAAGGAUCACGCUCCACGGACCUGAGCCAGAACCCAUGAACAGGAUCCUUCGCAGGUUUCUCAAUCAGACAAACUAUUUCAUGCGCGUUACGUUUUGUGACGAAGACGGCGGCGACUUGUUCUUUAACCCCAGGGUAUCAUACGACCAGAUAUUCAAUCGCUACAGGGAGGUUCUCAACGGGGGUAUACCCAUUGCUGGUCGAAUCUACCAGUUCCUCGGCUUCUCUCACUCCUCUCUUCGAUCCCACUCGGCCUGGUUCUCUGCCCCAUUCGUGGAUGAUGACGGACAGCUGCAACUGUACGGCAACAUCAUCAAGGCCCUAGGCGAUUUUGAGCACAUCGAAAUACCGGCAAAAUGCGCGGCGCGCAUCGGGCAGGCCUUUUCCGAGACCCCGACCUUCAUAAAUCUCACAGAAGAUCAUAUCAGGCACUCCAACAUACCGGAUGUCAAGUCGCAAGACGGGGACAUUGAAAGGGUGUUCAGCGACGUUGUCGGAACAAUCUCCCAAGAGGUCCUCGAGCUGGUCUGGCCGCGUCUCCCCCGCGGCUCACUCAUUCCCACAUGUCUCCAGAUCCGCUGGGGCGGCGUCAAGGGCAUGUUGUCCCUGGACUCGAGGCUGCCGGGCCAAACUAUCUGCGUCCGGAGAGAAUCCAUGGAGAAGUUCCCGAGCAACGACGUGGAGAAUCUCGAGAUCUGCGAUGCGGCUUCGAGGCCACUCAAGCUGGUUCUCAACCGGCAAAUGAUCAAGAUCAUGGAAGAUUUGGGCGUUGACAACAACUUCUUUCUUCAAUUGCAGAAGAGAGAGGUCGAUCGUCUGCGCGCCGUCACCGCGGACGCCUACAAUACCGGGACGUUUCUGCAUCUGCAGGGCGUGGGCUCGACUUUCUUUCUUCCGAGCUCCAUCAAGAGCCUCGAGAACUACGGCAUCGACCUGACUUCUCAGCUUUAUGAUCGGACGCAGAUCAACUUCCUCGGUCGAGACGAGGGGGUUGAUGAUGAUGAUGAAGAUGCGGUAGGGCCCAACCACAAGUACUAUAGGUCGGAAAAGAUCCUUGGCGUGCUUUAUCGAAACGUCGACGAGAAGCAGAUUUGGGAUGAAGACAUUAGCCGGGUUGUGUCCAAAGCCGGCCCGUCUGUCUGGGCCCAGUUCGUCGGGCUCAUGCAGCGCAAGAUCAAAGAAUAUAGCGCUGGACUCAUCAGAUGGGAGACGAGACUGGAGGAAGCCAAAAGUCUGCGCAAUGUCUACGAGGACACUGUCGGUGGCUUCAUGACACAGUACUCGGACAGCCACAUGAAGCAGCUCACCGAAGUCGAGGUGUUUUGCGGCUCCAUCUCCAACAAGUUGGGCUCGCAGACUCGACGGCAGAAGGACAACUCCAAGAAGCUCAAGCAGGAAUUCGAUCGGCUCGCCGAGCACAUGACGCAGCACAUGAGACGAAAGGCCCGGAACACCGAGGUUCAGGGCGCAGAAGCGUACAACUACGUACAAAAUACCUUUUUUGCCAGCCAGGACGAUUACUAUGAGCGACUUCUCGAGCCCAACAGGGAGGCAUUGGAGGUGUCGUAUGCGUGUCUGAUGGUAGGUAUGCAGACGGAGAACGAGAGCGAGUACGAGUCCUGGGGGUAUCUAGAGAGAUUCAAGGUGAUUGCGGCCAGCGUCGUGCUCAAAGAGCUCACGGAGCUGGUCAACCGCAUCACGGGCGGUCGGUUGGUCGAUGGUGCUGAGGGUGGAGGCGGGGGCUUUGUCGGCGUGAGUUCGGGGUCGUCGUUUUCGUAUGCGUACAGCGGCUACGACGUCGAUGUCGGACAGUAUCCGAACUACGGGUACAGUCAGUAUUUGUGA